Messenger RNA from Cryptomeria japonica (Japanese cedar), 1239 nucleotides. Its product is annotated as glucan endo-1,3-beta-glucosidase-like. NCBI's taxonomy places the organism in Eukaryota, Viridiplantae, Streptophyta, Pinopsida, Cupressales, Cupressaceae. Gene Ontology annotation, cellular component: plasma membrane. The coding region runs from base 20 to 1051 and encodes 343 amino acids. Gene Ontology annotation, biological process: carbohydrate metabolic process. The transcript has 2 exons. Gene Ontology annotation, molecular function: hydrolase activity, hydrolyzing O-glycosyl compounds. The record is from RefSeq and is a predicted model, not a curated record.
CAAGCAUUGAGUAAUAAUCAUGUCCACCACGAGAACGCUUCUGCUUGUAUGUGUUUCCAUCCUCUACUACUCCAUCCAUGGAGGAUGUAACAAAAUAGGAGUGAACAAUGGAUUGAUGGGAGACAAUUUGCCUCCCGCAGAGGAAGUAGUAACUUUAAUGCAGAACAACAAUAUUGGGAAGUUGAGGAUUUACAAAGCAGAGCCUCUUGUACUAAAGGCCUAUGCUAAUUCUGGGAUCGAAAUUAUUUUGAGUGUUGCAAACUUCCAAUUGCGGAACAUCUCCUCCAGCCAAGAAGCGGCAGAUAAGUGGGUCGAUGACAAUAUUCGCGCAUACUAUCCUGCCACCGAUAUAAAAUAUAUUGCUGUGGGCAACCAGGCUCUUGAAAAGCCCGAAUAUGGAAUGUAUGUUUUUCCUGCCUUGAAUAACAUAGAACUUGCUGUUCAGAAGGCCGGUCUGGAGGACAAAAUCAAGGUCUCCACCACACAUGGCAGGGCAGUUAUACCCAUUUCGUUCUUUCCAUCGAAGGGAGCUUUCAGUGAUAGUGUGAAGGACAAUAUGCGCUCUUUUCUGCAAUUUCUUGAAGAUCAUGGCUCCCCUUACAUGGCCAAUGUUUAUCCUUAUUUUGGGUACCUAGAGAACGCUAACAUUAGUUUAGAUUUUGCCUUGUUCAAAUCCACGGCUCCCAUUGUGAGAGACGGGCUUAGGAUUUACAACAACUUGUUUGACGCCUUAGUGGACACUAUCUAUUCGGCCAUGGAAGCCCUGGGAUUUAGCAACAUACCAAUUGUUGUUACUGAAAGUGGAUGGCCGUCUUAUGGAAGUGGGGAAAAUGGGGUUGCCACCAUGGAAAAUGCCCAGACAUACAGCAAUAAUCUGAUCAAACAUGUGUUGUCAAAGACAGGGACGCCCAAGAGACCUGGAAAAAGCAUCGAGACUCUCAUCUUUGCUCUUUUUAACGAGAAUAUGAAAGGAGGGGAUGAGACGGAGCGUCACUUUGGCCUCUUCUACCCAAAUAAAACGCCUGUUUACCCUGUGAACUUUUCUCCCUAGCUAGGCAUAUUUCUCUAGUGUUCACUCAUUUGAGAAAUAAUAUUUAUAUAAAUAAAAGUCAGAUCCGGACUACAAUUAUCUAUGUACUCUACAUGAUGAUACAUGACUAAUGUAAUCUUUUCACCACGGAAGAAAAUAGGUUGCGUUCACAUAGGAACUCUUUGCUACAUGAUAUAUUUUGUUAACGA